AUGCGGAGACGUGGCGAUGGAGGAUGGCCUGACAAAAUGGUCCAAAGAGGCAAAAAAGUUCGUUUUCAGGAAGAUGACCUGGGUCAUUUCGAAGCUUUUUUGGGACCAUACAUUUUCCGAUGUCACCAUGGUAUCCAUGACAGGCUGUUGUACCAGCUGAAAAUGGCCUCAGAGAGGCGAUCUCACUGGCGUGGUGGGGUUGGGUGUGGCAGCUGUGUUUUUUUUCCUUGGAAAAAAGUGGAAUUUCUCGAGAAUCCUCAUGGCUUUGUCCAUGUUUCAAUGGGGCAGCGCAAUUUUAAUGGGGAACCGACCUUGACAGACUCCUGGGUGCCAGUUCCAAUGGGCCAGACUAGGAGUGAGCGUCCUGCCUUAGCGCUACAAGCUUCAGCCCUGGAGAUGCAGGCCAGCGUUGGAUGGCCCGGGGCCUCCAUGAAGGUUAGACAGGCCCGCGUAGAGAAACUCACCAGGAAGUUCGAGUUGGAAAAGCAUAAGCAGGAGAUCGUAGCUUAUGAGAUGGACAACAUCGAACAGGCGCAUGUGGAAGAGCAGCGUCAGAUCCAUCGCUUUAGCCUCCGGGAACGGCUGCGGCAGAACCGGGCUGCGAAAGACGAGUGGGAAGCCCGUGGCCACGAACUGUGGCAGGAUAACAUGAAGGUCCGCAUGGCCCGAGAGACCGAACAAAUGCGUUUCAGCGACAAGGUCUUUCGCACGCAACAGGAAAAAGAGCAGCAGCAGCGGCGUUUCGCUGCCUCCGAAGUCCUUCAGGGUACCAAGGACUUUGAAGCCGGGCUGCAAAACCUGGGUAUCACCAAGGCCAUUGAGGAGGGGAUGCCGGAAGAUAGCUCAGGGGAAGAUGACGAUGCAACCGCUGAGAGGCUGUUGGCGCAGACCUCCAAGGUGGCUUCAGCCAAGGAAUUGGUGGAUGCCUUGCAGGCCAAGUUACCCACCAACCAGGAGCUGAACUACGAAGCAGGCCUCUUCAUGAGGAAGAUCAAGGAGUCCAAGCAAGCGGGCACCAUUGCACGGCGGGAACGCGAGCGUCGGAGACGACGGGUGCUGGUGGAGCAGCAGCGCGAGCAGGAAAUGCUCGAAGAGAACCAGCUGGAGCAGGUCCUGAUGGAAAAGCUGAACCGCGAAUCCAUUGAGGAAAGCGCCAUCAGCUACCGUAGUUGGAGGGCCAAAACCUUUGAGGAGGUCUUCGUGAGGAAUCGACAAGCGCGGCAGCAGCAGUACAUUGCCAAAAAGAAAGCGGACAAAGAGGAGGCAGUGCAGCGGCUCCGUUUGUACCCCUUCGGGAGCCUUUUGGAUUGGAUCCUGGCCUUUUGCGAAGAUCUGAGAGACGAAAUGAUCGAGACCCUUCGAGAGCAGGAGGAAAGGGAACGUGUCCGCUAUCGUGCAGUAGAGCGUUUUCGUCAUGCGAAACGACGGGAGAAGCUGCGUGAGGAGAUGGAGGGCAUCCUGGAGCUCAUUGUGCAGAUGGCCUUUGCCGACCUGCAGCAGGAGCAGUUGACGGACAAAGAAGAGGUCGACAGCACGCUGUGGCGAGAGUGGGUGGCACUUUUCGAGGAAAAUCUGCCAGUUAUGCCACUGCCCAGCCUGCAGAUGUGUGCAGAAGAACCGGCACCCUUGACGGCCCUCCCAGAGCCUACGGGCUUGGCGAAUCUGCAUUCGGUAGGAGCCACGCUGAACUCAGCGGCUUUGCGGGACUUCAUGGAUGCCAGGGGACAAUGGCAGGUUCCCAUGGUAGAAGGCGAUGACGAGGAACUUCAAGAGGAGGUGCCCGCAUCGCAACCCACUGUGGAAGCCUUCAAUGCCGACGCCGAGGUAGCUGCCACUCUGGAAGAGGCUCAAGGGGUACGCCCCCACUGUGGAGCAAAGGUGGGAAUGGCGUCCAGCGCAGCCCUGAUCAUCAUCUUCCGAAGCGGGAAAGACACAGUGGCCUGCCUGGAAGGUCUUGGUGCCCGCCUUGCUCCUGGUGCUGGCAUCACUGCUGACCAGUCGGGGAACCUGAUGGGCCUGGGACCUCGUUUGGCACGAGGUCGUUUGGCACGAGGUUUACUCAGUUUGUGCUUUGCCAUGGCCUUCCUCUCCUUUUGGUGGCAGGCGGAUGGCUUGGUGGGUCCCAAGGGGAUCUUUCCCAUCGCCGACCAGGGCAUGCCAAAGGUGCAAGCCGUGGAGAAGGUCCGCAGCACUGACUGGGUCCGGACUGGGUCCGUUGGGUCCCAAAAUCUCUGGGCCCUGGGGAACCCUGGAACUCUGGAGCCUGAAGUGAUCAACACAUCAGCAGAUCUUCAAGUUACGGUGUAG
Messenger RNA from Cladocopium goreaui, 2307 nucleotides. The record is from the annotation of a GenBank genome assembly. NCBI's taxonomy places the organism in Eukaryota, Dinophyceae, Suessiales, Symbiodiniaceae.